UAAAAUUAAAUUUUUUUUUGCACUGAGUACUUGCAUAUCGUUCAUGACACUGCAAUAUGUCAUAUACCACAACAGUACAAGUUUACAACAGAAACAUUUUGGAACUAGCCCAGCAGAACACUGGGGUUACAACAUUUUGUUUUUCAUCAAAAUAUAACAGCAAACAUUUUUUGAGGGAUAUGACAUUUUUGUGGAAGGUGUAGAUGUAAACAACGAGUCUGACAAUGUCUCAAAGUCAGUUUGGUUGGAAUUGAGGGUUACGACAUAUUGCAGUGUCAUGAACGAUAUGUCAUUUUGAUGGUUGUCAAAACUUCGACGGGUUGAUUUUUUUUGUGAACUGUUCUACAUCAGAAGCAAAUGAACAGAAAGUUAUUAUUGCAUCUAAUCAAAGCAACACAGGGCCCCGGCAUAGUUUAAGACGGGCCCGGCGCCCCCCUCCCCCAUCAAAAUGGCCGCCGGCAGGAGCAAGAGGGGCAGCGGAGUGGCUGACACGCUGUCGGGGCUGACCAGGGAGGACGUGAGGCUCGUUCAAGGUCACUGGCGGGCCAUCGAGCAGAACCUGGCUGCCGUAGGCGUCGACGUCUUCGUCACGAUGUUCACCAAACACCCGGAGUACCAGAAGCUGUUCCGCAGCCUCGCGCACCUGCCGCUGGAGGCGCUGCGGCGGCACAAGGCGCUCGAGUCGCACGGCGCCACGGUGAUGCAGGCGCUGACCCGCGUGGUGGACGGACUUUCGCGGCCCGACGCCGACCUGCGGGUCAUGCGCGACCAGGGCCGCCUCCACGCCAAGUGGCACGUCAAGGAGUUCCACUUCCUGGAUCUGAGGAGGGAGAUACUGGAAGUGCUGACGCGGCACCUGGAGGACGAAAUGGACGACAGGGCGCAGGAUGCGUGGUGCAGGACACUGGACUUCAUGUUCUCCGGUCUCCUAGCGGGGCUCGAGGAAGGGAUGAGACAGUCGAAGAAGUGAAAUUCACCGCCAUCAGGAGGAACGAGAAAAAGAAAAAGAAAAGAAGAAAAAUUUGUAUUUCCAUCUCUGACCGGAUAACAGACACCAAAAAUAUCCGGACCGACAGACAACCUCUCAAGUCCAGACAUGGACUGCACCUGAAUUUCAUUACUCUUAUAACGUGCACUUUUGAAGAACGAUACUUUUGUUGUAGCUUAAGUCGAUCUUGAUCUAAAUAAAAAAAACAGCGGGAGUCAAUCAA
Bacillus rossius redtenbacheri is the source of this 1211-nucleotide messenger RNA. RefSeq names its product myoglobin-like. The transcript is spliced from 4 exons. The record is from RefSeq and is a predicted model, not a curated record. Gene Ontology annotation, molecular function: oxygen carrier activity; oxygen binding; heme binding. The coding region runs from base 449 to 970 and encodes 173 amino acids. Gene Ontology annotation, biological process: response to hypoxia; oxygen transport. Lineage: Eukaryota; Metazoa; Arthropoda; Insecta; Phasmatodea; Bacillidae.